This is a messenger RNA of Vanessa tameamea, 668 nucleotides long. Its product is annotated as protein TsetseEP-like. The record is from RefSeq and is a predicted model, not a curated record. NCBI's taxonomy places the organism in Eukaryota, Metazoa, Arthropoda, Insecta, Lepidoptera, Nymphalidae. The transcript has a single exon. The coding region runs from base 20 to 553 and encodes 177 amino acids.
UUGUUUCAGUCUACCAAUCAUGAAGACGAUAUUUGCGUUAAUUGCGCUAGUUGCUGUGGCGAUUGCUCAUCCUUUGCCUCUGGUACAACUUAUAGUUAAUGUUGAUGGUCCAAGCAAUGCCGAUUCUGUUCCAGAACCAAAACCUGAGCCAGUCUUAGUACCCGAACCCGUAGAAAAUGAGCCAGAGCCUAUUUUAAUUCCUCAGCCCGAUCCAUUACCAGUUGUUGUCCCAGAACCAAAACCUGAGCCAGUCUUAGUACCCGAACCCGUAGAAAAUGAGCCAGAGCCUGUUUUAAUUCCUCAGCCCGAUCCAUAUCCAAUUGUUGUCCCAGCACCAAAACCUGAGCCAGUCUUAGUACCCGAACCCGUAGAAAAUGAGCCAGAGCCUGUUUUAAUUCCUCAGCCCGAUCCAUUACCAGUUGUUGUCCCAGAACCAAAACCUGAGCCAGUCUUAGUACCCGAACCCGUAGAAAAUGAGCCAGAGCCUGUUUUAAUUCCUCAGCCCGAUCCAUAUCCAAUUGUUGUCCCAGCACCAAAACCUGAGUCAGUCUAAGUACCCGAACCCGUAGAAAAUCAAAAUGAAUCCGAGGAAUCUGAUAGUAUGUAUUGGUAUUAAUCUUUGAGCCAAUAUUAAAGCCACGACCCAUGAAGAAUAGAAGACUUCAUAU